This is a messenger RNA of Daktulosphaira vitifoliae (grape phylloxera), 2211 nucleotides long. RefSeq names its product protein amalgam-like. The coding region runs from base 561 to 1451 and encodes 296 amino acids. Gene Ontology annotation, biological process: synapse organization. Gene Ontology annotation, cellular component: neuron projection membrane. The transcript has 7 exons. The record is from RefSeq and is a predicted model, not a curated record. NCBI's taxonomy places the organism in Eukaryota, Metazoa, Arthropoda, Insecta, Hemiptera, Phylloxeridae.
UUGAGAAUCUAGUGUGCCAUUAAAUUUGCUGCGGGUUAGUCGCUAGUGGUGGAAGUACUAUAUUGUCUCCAGUGUAAAGAUUUUUACGUUUCGCGAGUAAUUGUACUUGUCGGAUACUGUUUUGGAAAUAUUUUUAAAACAAAUAAUGAUUGAUCGCGUAGUUUUAUUUAAGUGAUAUUGUUAUCUUUUAAUGAAUAAUUUUAGUGUUACCAAUGUUUUAAAUGAUAAUGAGAUAUGGCAUAGGUAUCAAGGAUCAGUUAUAAGAGUACUUCAAACGUCGUUUUUCCAUUAUGAAUUUUAUCGGCUCAUAUCAACAAGUAAAUUUAUGAAUGUGUCCUAAUAAAAACAGUUUCCAUUAACUAUGAAGACAUUUAUCAAAUAUGAUAUAUCACUGAAAAAUCAAUUAUUAUAGAAAAACUCUUGUUGUUUAUUCUUUUAAAAAUCGCCAAGACGUUUAUGGUGUAAAUAUUGUUUUUAAUUUUUAAUUUUAAUAAAAUUGCGAGUGGCUUAAAAAUCAUCGCUCUUCUAAUACUCUUCGAAAAGUUUAACUGUAAUUCAACAUGAUACAACAAACUAUACGAGUCCGAGUUGCGGUUACGUGGCUGAUGGUGUUGCACUGGAUUUUACUUGCAGAAAGUUCUAUUGACUCGCCUUCCCAAAGUGGUAAUCUUAACUACUGGGAGCAACCAUACUCACAGCCCUACUUCGACAAUGGCACCAACCGUGACGUGACUGCGACCGUAGGACAAACGACGUACUUACAUUGCAAAGUGCGAAAUCUUGGCGACCGAUCAGUGUCUUGGAUCAGAAAACGUGACCUGCACAUAUUGACGGUCGGCAUCUUAACAUAUACCAACGACCAACGUUUCCAAUCGCUACAUUCUGAUGGGUCAGACGAAUGGUCUUUAAGGAUCACGUCACCGCAAAUCAAAGACUCGGGAACUUACGAGUGUCAAGUGAGCACCGAGCCGAAAAUCAGCCAGUCGUUUCGUCUAAACGUGGUCGUAUCUAAAGCCAAAAUCAUUGGCAAUACAGAAAUGCAUAUUCGAAGUGGUAGUGAUAUUAAUCUAACUUGUGUGGUGUUGGAAACACCAGACCCUCCUAGUUUUAUCUAUUGGUACCGUGGCAAAGACGUGAUCAAUUAUUCAGGUCGCGGAGGUAUCAGUGUGGUGACGGAGAAACAAACUCGAACUAGUCGAUUACUCAUAUCAAAGGCCCAGCCACCUGACUCUGGAAACUACACGUGUGCCCCGUCAGCGUCUGAUUCAGCAAGCGUUACCGUACACGUUCUUAAUGGUGAACAUCCAGCCGCUAUGCAACACGGGAAUAGCAGCAACAGUGCGGUGACUCGACUACUCCCCAUAUUUUUAUUGUUUGUGUGUCAUUCUAUUCAAGUUUUAUUAGUUACUGAUGUAUACGUACCGACAAGUGCAGCGAAGCCGUCUAGAUGAACGGCAUUUCAAUCAAAGAUUUAAAAGAUCUGACAAAGAUGAAACUUCAUUUUCUGGGUUACGUUAAAGAACUGAGUGGAGCGGAAGGUUAGAUUAGUUCAAAAUUGUAUACAUCUAAAAUUAAAAUAAGCAUUAAUACAAAAGAAACUCAUUUUUUAAAUCAAUUGUUUAUUUAUUUUUUAAUUACAAGUUGUAUGUAAAUAUCAGCAAAUAUUUGUGUAAACUUAUAAUGUAAAUAAUAAAUAUUAAUAAUAAUAAUAAAUGAAUAUAAUACAUCUUGAAAUUCCUACUCGCUGCUUAAGUUUCACGAAUGAAACAAUAUUUAAUACCAAUCAAUAUGAAUUGUAAAAUAUUACAUGUAGCCAUGAUUUUUCAAAAUGUUAUAAUUUCAUGUAUAUAAGGAUACAAAAACUUCAAGUAUUAUGAUUGUUGUUAUGUUUUUGAACCAAUCGUUUAUGUUUUAUUAUUUUAUAGUGUAAUAGUUAUAUAAAUAAAUUAUCAUUUUUACUGUACAUCGCUUCCAACCGUUAUGUUGGUAAAUGUAAUAACAGUGUUUUGUAUAUAAAAUAAAUUCUAAUAGUAAUCGUUUCACGGUACUGUUUAAGUUUUUAACGCAUAUGUUGCAACCCCAAUUAUACAUGGCAUUGAUACCUCCCUUGGACAUAUCUUUGUUUCUAUUUUUAUCAUACUGUGCAUGUAUAUAUAAAUAUAUUAUAAUAAUGGAACACGAUAUAAAGUCUCUAAAUCAAUUGUAACAUCU